Molecule: messenger RNA, 2537 nt
Organism: Dryobates pubescens (Downy woodpecker)
Lineage: Eukaryota; Metazoa; Chordata; Aves; Piciformes; Picidae
Gene: SLCO2A1
Product: solute carrier organic anion transporter family member 2A1
Exons: 14
Coding region: 158-2071 (637 amino acids)
Biological process (GO): transmembrane transport; prostaglandin transport; sodium-independent organic anion transport
Cellular component (GO): membrane
Molecular function (GO): protein binding; prostaglandin transmembrane transporter activity
Source: RefSeq, a predicted model, not a curated record
AGACAUAAAAACUUCGCGCUCAGGCUGCCUGCCGCACUCUCGGGCUUGGAGGGCUUUCGGCGCCGACGGUGUGGGCUGCCAGCGACGGGACCGGCUGGAGAGGCGAGGGAGCCCGCCUGCAGCCCAGCUAUUUAAGGGUCCCUAGGAAGCGCUCACGAUGGGAGUCCACCCCGAAGCCGGCAAAUCCCCAGUCGACGUUCCAAAAAGAUCUGGCACUUGCUCUCGGAGUAUCUUCUGCAACAUCAAGGUGUUUGUGCUGUGCCAUGGCCUUCUCCAGCUCUCCCAGCUCCUCUACAGUGCCAACUUCAAGAGCAGCCUCACCACCAUUGAGAAGCGCUUUGGGCUCUCCAGUCUCUCUUCAGGUUUUAUCUCCAGCUUGCAUGAGAUUGGCAACGUGGUCCUCAUCAUCUUUGUCAGCUACUUCGGCAGCCGCGUUCACCGCCCGCGGGUGAUCGGUGUGGGCGGGCUGCUGCUGGCGCUGGGAGCGUUCCUGGUUACCCUGCCCCACUUCCUCUCCGACCCCUACGAAUACACCGUGCUGAGCACCGGUAACAAAAGCCAGGUUCAGGUUGAACUCUGCUAUGCAGAGAAUAAGUUUAUGUGCCCAAACACCACCCAGGACCCCCAGAAGGAGGCCAGCAGCAUAUGGGCCAUGAUGGUCAUCGCCCAGCUGCUUGCUGGAAUCGGGACGGUUCCCAUCCAGCCCUUUGGGAUAUCCUAUGUGGAUGACUUUGCAGAAGUGAACAAUUCCCCACUGUAUGUUGCCAUCCUCUUUGCCAUCGCGGUGUUUGGCCCUGCUUUUGGAUACCUGCUGGGAUCUGUGGUGUUGAGGCUCUUUGUGGAUAUAGGAAGAGUUGACACUGCUACAGUGGCCUUGACACCAAAGGACCAGCAGUGGAUUGGAGCCUGGUGGCUGGGACUGCUGAUCUCCUCAGGCUGCUUGGUGCUCACAUCCAUUCCUUAUUUCUUUUUCCCUCGUUACCUGCUGAAAGGAGAGGAUCCAAACAUGGAGGCUGGCAUGCUCAGGAAGAUGGAGAAGGAGAUGGCUGAAGAAAUCUCACUGAUGGAGUUCAUAAAAAGAUUCCCAAAGAUCUUCCUCAGGCUGCUCCUCAACCCCCUCUUCAUCCUCCUGGUUCUGGCUCAGUGCAGCUUCUCCUCAGUCAUUGCAGGCCUGGCCACCUUCCUUAACAAGUUCCUGGAGAAGCAGUAUGGAGCCUCCUCCUCCUAUGCCAACUUUCUCAUAGGAGCUGUGAACCUGCCAGCAGCAGCACUGGGGAUGCUUUUAGGAGGAAUCAUCAUGAAACGUUUUGCCUUCUCCCUCCGGGCCAUCCCCCGCUUUGCUGUGGUGGUGCUCGUUUUCUCCAUCCUUAUCUGCCUGCCCAUUUUCUUCAUGGGCUGCUCCACAGGGCACAUCAAUGGGAUCUACCCUCCCAGCACAUUGAGUUCCCAGCAGCAGGUUAGGACGCCGAGUGGGUGCCACUGCUCUGAGCACAUCUUUCACCCAGUGUGCGGAGAAAACAACGUGGAGUACAUCUCCCCCUGCUUCGCUGGCUGCACAAACAGCACUGCUAACUCCUCCACUCCCAAACAAGUGAUCUACAAGAACUGUUCCCUGAUUUCUGCUGGGAACAGGCUGUCCUCUGCCAAGACAGGCUCCUGUCCGCUCAGCUGCUCCCACAUGCUCCUUCCUGCCAUAUUCCUCAUCUCCUUUGCUGCCCUGGUAGCCUGUCUGUGCCACAACCCCCUCUACAUGAUGGUUUUACGGGUGGUGAACCAGGACGAGAAGUCAUUUGCCAUCGGCGUUCAGUUCUUGCUAAUGAGGCUGCUGGCAUGGCUGCCGGCCCCGGCCAUGUUUGGUGCCCUCAUCGACUCCUCCUGCAUCUACUGGCAGAAGCAGUGCACCCAGCGCCGCUUCUGCGCCUACUACAACAACGACUUCCUGCGCAACAGAUACCUGGGCCUGCAGGUGGGCUACAAGGUGGUGGGCACCAUCCUCCUCGUCGUCAUCGGCUGGAAGGUGAAGAGGAGCAAGGAGUACAACGUGCAGGAGAAGGCAGCAGGGCUGGUGUAGCCCACUUGAGAACUGACUCCACAGCUCCCAUUAACACUGCCAGUACUUUGUCUUUUUUGGAUUUAUUUUUCCUCCUAAGGGAGCAACUUCACCUUAGCAGCUCUGAGCUCCUCUCCUGCAGCCCACAACACUGCCACUGUCCUGGCAAGAGAUGCUCCACACCAGCCCCAGCCUGAGACUGGAUCCUCCCAGGAUAGGAUGCACUUUGCCCCUAACUUUGGGGAGGGGUCAGCCCCCCACACCACCUGGGCCAGGAAGCAGAGGGGUGCUGGAGCACAGCACCAUCCAAUGUACCCAGAGAAGUGUCUUUGUGGGCCCAGGUCCUCCCUCCAGUGUGAUGUUUUCAGUCAUAUAAUGCUCUAUCAGCUGGGACAGGAGCACUGCAGCUGGCUGACAACCCUGUGGGGCUGUCCCAUGCUCCCCCUUGCCUGCACCCCUCACAGAGGUCACCAUGGACAACACACGU